This is a messenger RNA of Nakaseomyces glabratus, 1122 nucleotides long. RefSeq names its product Cbs2p (gene CBS2). The record is from RefSeq and is a predicted model, not a curated record. Lineage: Eukaryota; Fungi; Ascomycota; Saccharomycetes; Saccharomycetales; Saccharomycetaceae.
AUGAGUAGUGUGCCGAGAGUGUACUUUGCAGGGUCACCGUUGGCCACACUCGUUGGGUAUGGGAUUGCGAGAUUACCGGGGCAAGGUAAAAUACCAAAUGUUGUGAUGUUGAUGGUUGAUCAAUUAAAGUUGAAACGGUUCAUGAAUCAUGAGUCUCAGAUAUCUUUAUAUCGUUCAAGUUUAAUGCUUGAUAGAUUGCAACUGAUGGCGGGCUAUUCAGUGCCACGAUACGCUAAUGGAGAUAUAGCACCUUUCGAGAAUUUAGUGAUAGGUGGUGGGGAUUGGAGGUAUACCAACUCCAUUAUGAGAAAAUAUGAAAGUGCUAUAGUACCGUCUACUGAAUUGUUGCUACUGAAUCCCUCGUUAUUUACCCUUGGUUUAGUAUUGGAGAAGAAACGCAAUAAAGAAUUCAAGAUUUGGAGAGAGAGACCGAAGGUUACUAUUGGAGUUGCAAACAAAGCUGGUGUUGAAAUUGGAAAUGAAGAAUUCGAUGUAAGAGUAAAUAAUAAUGAUAUUAAGAUAAAAUAUUCACAUCUUCCAGAAACACUAUGGGCCAAUGAGAAUGAUUCGAUUGAGAAUAGUCAAAAUUCAAUUAACUCACUGAUGAAUCAGAUUAAUCUGCAUUAUCCAACUGCAACAGUAGGUAUCCAAACCGAGCAGGUUUCUUUUCAGGAAAUGUUUACUAAUUAUUGCGAGCGCGAGCUCGUAGAUAAUACAAUAGAAGCACUUUGUUUGCUGUUUGAUUGUUCUUUUAUAAAAGAGUUGAAAGAUAUUAAGGAGGCUAUUCAUCUGACAAACCUACUAGUUUGGGAAAAGCUGAAAAUUCUUAAGUCUCAAUUUGGCUUCAUUGAGGCGUUUGAAAAUUCAACUAUUAUAUUCGAUGAUCAACGUAUACUAGGCCUAAUAAAAGACAAGAUUAAUAAAUCACAUGAACCCAGUGAGUUUUAUGAAAAUUAUCAAAGGUUUGCAAAUAAAGACAUUUUGGAAAAUGUAAUAUACAUGAGCUAUUUGAGUCAUAAACUGGAAUUAAAAUUUAGUCAUGUUGAUUUAAUAAGUAGACUAAUAAAGGGAAAGGUUUUGGCACACAAGAAUAGGCACCUAUCAACAAAACUCAGAUCAUAG